UCGUCAUAUUUGUUGAGCAUGACUCCAAAGUUUGAUCGGAGUAGAGAUGGAGAGUUCUAUGGCUUCACUAGCUAUAGUUUUGCAUGUGUGCGCCGGCAAUUACUGCUCUCGCUACCCGCUCACGGAACCCCCGUGCACCCCCAGCGGCUACGUCCGCGGCAAUUCCCGCAACUGCACCACCCAGGACCCUUCGGAUUGCUGCAAAGAAGGCGAGCUGUACCCCCAGUACCAGUGUUCGCCGCCGGUGACCGGAGACACGCCCGCCCACAUGACCAUCGCCAGCUUCGCGCAAGGCGGGGACGGCGGAGGCCCCGCGGAGUGCGACGGCCGCUACCACAGCGACGACCAGAUGCUGGUGUCCUUGUCGACGGGAUGGUACGACGACGGCAGCCGCUGCAACAGGAGCAUCAGGAUCAGCGGCAACGGCAGGUCUGUGCUGGCGAAGGUGGUCGACGAGUGCGACUCUGUUUACGGUUGAGAAGCCGACCAGAGUUACCCGCCGUGCUCCAACAACGUGAUCGUUGCGUCUCCGGCCGUGCGGACGGCGUUGGCGAUCCCGGAGGCCCAGGUUGGGGAUUACGACGUUACCUGGUCUGAUGCAUGACGGGUGGCGCAUGCAACCAUCGGAUAGAUGCCUCAUGUGGUGCUGCAGCACGCAUGCAAGUGAAUACUUUUCGAUACUGCUUUGGUAUUUAGCUUCGCAUCUAUGUGACUGAUCUAUUGCUUGUAUGUGUCAAACUCAUGCAUCCAAAGAGCAUGAAUUGAACAGAUCAUCACAUCAUUAACCAUGAAAUUUUAAGAAAUAUAGAUUCUAAUAU
This is a messenger RNA of Musa acuminata subsp. malaccensis (wild Malaysian banana), 818 nucleotides long. Its product is annotated as putative ripening-related protein 1. Lineage: Eukaryota; Viridiplantae; Streptophyta; Magnoliopsida; Zingiberales; Musaceae. The record is from RefSeq and is a predicted model, not a curated record.